AUGGCAUCAUCAGUUGAGAUAGAUUUAUGUCCUAUAAAUGACCUUCCUGAACUUGUAUUAGUUGAAAUAUUUUCUUAUUUACCAAUUGAUGAACGACCUGCUUUAGAAGAAACAUGUAAAUUGUGGUAUAAUAUUAUACGAAAUUCUCCUAGUCUUGCAUUUACUUGUACAAUACGAUUACAUGCACUUGUAGAAGAAUCUAUUAAUCCAAUUCGAACACGAUUAGGUCGUGUUCUACCUCGAUGGACACGAAUAACUCAAAGUCAAUCGAAACCUGCAGCAGCUAUUGAUCCAAGACCAUAUGGUUAUAUUCAACAAUAUGUCAAACGAUUUCGUCAUGAUAUUAAACAUUUAUAUAUUGAUGUUGAACAACAUGAUCCUUCCUGUCGUUAUGUUCUUUGUCAACUUUUAACACUUUUUGGUCCUGAACAAUGUUCAAAAGGUCGACAAAUUCGUACAUUUUGUUUACGUUUUACUACUAAUAAUCCAUUAUUAAUGAAAUCUCUAGAAAUAAUUCAAGCAUUACGAAUAUUCUUUCAAUAUGAUGGUUCUAAAAAUCGUCGAGAAUCUCUAAUUUCAUGUGAUUUCUCUGGUCUUACAAUAUCAUUAGAUGAUGAUACAAUAUUAACAUUAGCUAAACAUAAUCCAUAUUUACGUAAAUUAAAUUUACAAGAUCAAUCAUUAGUUUGUAUAUUAACACCAUUUUGUAUUUUACAAAUAAUUGAUAUGCUUAAAGAACUUGAAGAUUUAUGGAUUGAUAUGAUAUCUUUAUCAGAUGAAUUUAUUUUAAUGCUUACUGGAAAUGAUGAUGAACAACCAUUUAUACAAAAAUCACCACUUAAACAUUUAGGUAUAAGAAUAAGACGAGAAGAAAAAUUUUCCGAUGAAAUUGAUGCAAAAUUAUGGCAAAAAUUACAUGAAAAAUAUCCACAUAUGAAAAUGACAUUAAAUUUUGGUUUAACAACACCACCUAAUCGUGUUCGAGCUUAUCUAAAUCCAGAUUUACAAUUACCGGUGCAAACAUUAAUUAUGAAUUCAGCAAUUCCACUUGUUGAUGAACUUUGUUUAGCAGCAAAUAGUUUUGGUGAUACAUUAGAAAAUAUACAUAUAUGUACAUCAAAUCAAUGGGCUGAACUUACACGAACGCCUGCAUUUAAUAAAGUUAUAUUUUAUAUAGCAUAUAAAUGUAUUCAUUUACGUACACUUUAUGUUGAUGCUGCACUAAAUCAAGAUACAAUUGAAGAUAUUUAUCGAUUACAUCCUCAUUUGAAAGAACCUGGUGCAAGUAAACUUCUUCUUGUUGAUAAUCCAACACAUAUUAUUCUUCCAGAAGAUAUGGGCGAUUUAUUUGGAUGA
Molecule: messenger RNA, 1356 nt
Organism: Adineta steineri
Lineage: Eukaryota; Metazoa; Rotifera; Eurotatoria; Adinetida; Adinetidae
Source: the annotation of a GenBank genome assembly